UGGGAGCCUUCGCACUGGGGGCGGGAUCGGGUCCGGUUUAAUCUCGGGCUCCGCCGGAUUACGGUCGCAGGAUAGUCUCUAAUCCGCGGCACCGGCCACCGGGGGCUGCUUGUCCCAGCCCGCAGCAGAGGCACCGCGGAGAGGGGGCAGAGCCUGAGUAGAGCCCAUAGCAAGCCCAGCUGUCUCCCAGCCAUGGAUACCACGGACGUGCCCCUCCAGGCCGAGAUGGUGGAGCUGGUGCCCAACGGGAAGCACACGGCCGCACUCACCGCCUCCGCUGUCCCCUCACUGGCGGGUGACAGAUUUGAAGAGAACCAGACUGGCGUGGCAGAGAUGGAGGAGUUCCUGCCCCAUGGUGCCGAGAAGAAGCAGACACACUUCACUGAUUUUGAAGGGAAGACGUCUUUCGGGAUGUCCGUCUUCAAUCUGAGCAAUGCCAUCAUGGGCAGCGGCAUCCUGGGGCUGGCCUAUGCCAUGGCCAACACCGGCAUCAUCCUCUUCCUCUUCCUCCUGACAGCAGUGGCCCUGCUCUCCAGCUACUCCAUCCACCUGCUGCUCAAGUCCUCAGGCAUUGUGGGCAUCCGUGCCUAUGAGCAGCUGGGCUACCGAGCGUUCGGCACGCCGGGGAAGCUGGCGGCGGCCAUCGCCAUCACGCUGCAGAACAUCGGGGCCAUGUCCAGCUACCUGUACAUUGUCAAAUCUGAAGUGCCUCUGGUCAUCCAGACCUUCCUGAACCUGGAGGAGAAGACCACGGACUGGUACAUGAAUGGGAACUACCUGGUGAUCCUGGUUUCUGUCACCAUUAUCCUGCCCCUGGCCCUCAUGAAGCAGCUGGGCUACCUUGGCUACGCCAGCGGCUUCUCCCUCAGCUGUAUGGUCUUCUUCCUGAUCUCGGUCAUCUACAAGAAGUUCCAGAUCCCCUGCCCACUUCCGGAGCAGGAGGGGAACACCACGGGCAUCCUCAACGUCACCACUGUCAGCACCAGUGACUACCAGAAUGGCUACACAGUCCUCCAGGCCCCCGAGCAGGACACUUGCACACCCAGCUUUUUCACCCUGAACUCACAGACAGCCUACACCAUCCCCAUCAUGGCCUUUGCCUUCGUCUGCCACCCCGAGGUCCUGCCCAUCUACACCGAGCUGAAGGACCCCUCCAAGAAGAAGAUGCAGUGCAUCUCCAACAUCUCCAUCACGGUCAUGUACCUCAUGUACUUCUUGGCUGCCCUCUUUGGCUACCUCACGUUUUACGACCGUGUGGAGUCAGAGCUGCUGCACACUUACAACAAGGUGGACCCCUUUGAUGUGCUUAUCCUGUGUGUGCGUGUGGCUGUGCUGACGGCUGUCACCCUCACCGUCCCCAUCGUCCUCUUCCCGGUGCGUCGGGCCAUCCAGCAGAUGCUGUUCCAAGGGAAAGACUUCAGCUGGAUCCGCCACAUCGCCAUUGCUGUGAUCCUGCUGACCUUCAUCAACCUCCUCGUCAUCUUUGCCCCCUCCAUUCUCGGCAUCUUCGGCUUGAUUGGUGCCACCUCCGCUCCCUGCCUCAUCUUCAUCUUCCCUGCCAUCUUCUACAUCCGCAUCAUGCCCAAGGACAAGGAGCCACUGCGCUCCACCCCCAAAAUAUUGGCUGCCUGCUUUGCCCUCCUCGGGGUGGUCUUCAUGAUUAUGAGCUUGAGCUUCAUCAUCAUCGACUGGGCCACGGGUGGGGGGAAGAGCGGCGGCAGCCACUAGCCACUGCCGGUGCCCAAGCCAACCUCGCCCCCGCCCACCCGGUGCCCCAGGGAGAGCCCACCCUGGGCUCAGCCCCCAUGCUGCAGCCCCACCAGGAUUCCCUGGGGACUUCUGCUGUUGCUGCCCGUCACCUGUGGUGAUGGUGAGAGGGCACGAGCCAUGGCAGGCAGGGAGACUCCUUGACCUGUGUCCGGGAUGGGGCAGUGAGCCCGGGGCAGGUCCUGUGCCCUCCAGCCACUCCAGCAGGCACCUUCCCUGCUCUGCGCCUCAGUUUCCCCAUCUGUAAAAUGGGGACAGUAACACUGCCCUACCUCACCCGGAGCUGGCUGUCACGUGGAGCUCUUCUGCACCCCAAGAGCCACCAGCAGCAGGCACUGCCAGGGGCGCAGGGCACUGCCUGCCGUGGGGACCAAGGCUGGGCACUUCCCUGGCCUCCCCCAGAUAGCAUCAAGAGCCUGAUGAACAGCGUCCGUGGGGGCUGGAAUCCAGCGGGGCGGUCGGACCUGUGACAGCACCUGUGCCCAAGCCACCCGCCCUCUCCCCUGCCAUGCCCCCAUCCCCAGAGAGAUGCCACCCGCUGCCCUGGUAUCACGGGGCACCCCGCUCCCUGUGGACAGGCGUGGCCCUCAUGCUGUGGCUGGUGGUGCUCAGCCUGCUGCUCCUGAGCCUGCCAGGGGACCUGUUGGCUCGGGUGCCUGUGGAUGGGACCCUGCUGACCCCUGGGCCAUGUACGGGGGACCAGCUGCAUUGCUCCAGGGAGGUGGCACACAUGCCAUGGGCUUGGCAUCCACUGGCAUCCUGCCCAUGCUGCGGCUGGGCUGCUGGGGCCUGGU
Camarhynchus parvulus is the source of this 2561-nucleotide messenger RNA. RefSeq names its product solute carrier family 38 member 3 (gene SLC38A3). The coding region runs from base 193 to 1728 and encodes 511 amino acids. The record is from RefSeq and is a predicted model, not a curated record. Lineage: Eukaryota; Metazoa; Chordata; Aves; Passeriformes; Thraupidae. Gene Ontology annotation, biological process: amino acid transmembrane transport; histidine transport; L-glutamine transport. The transcript has 16 exons. Gene Ontology annotation, molecular function: L-asparagine transmembrane transporter activity; L-glutamine transmembrane transporter activity; L-histidine transmembrane transporter activity.